Zingiber officinale is the source of this 1830-nucleotide messenger RNA. RefSeq lists its product as uncharacterized. The record is from RefSeq and is a predicted model, not a curated record. The coding region runs from base 56 to 1441 and encodes 461 amino acids. NCBI's taxonomy places the organism in Eukaryota, Viridiplantae, Streptophyta, Magnoliopsida, Zingiberales, Zingiberaceae. Gene Ontology annotation, biological process: regulation of DNA-templated transcription; chloroplast organization. Gene Ontology annotation, cellular component: chloroplast. Gene Ontology annotation, molecular function: double-stranded DNA binding. The transcript has 2 exons.
UGCGAUAUGGUCUGUGCGUUACAUUCGUGGCGAGCUUACCUGGUCGGGCGUCGUGAUGCUUCACCUGCACUCCCUAGUCCGCCGCCAUGCGCUCCUUCCAUCGAUCCAACUCCGCCGUCUCUUCUUCUCCACCGGCGCUUCGGCCUCCACCUCAGUCGCCGCCGCUUCUACCGAUCCCCACUUCCUUGUCGAGUACCUCGUGAAUACAUGCGGCUUCUCCGCCGACGAUGCUUCCAAGGUCUCCAAGUCGCUCCCCCGUAUUCGGUCCGCCGAGAAGGCUGACGCCGUUCUUGGAUUUCUCAGAUCCCAGGGCCUUGAUGACUCUAAUCUCAGAAAGCUAAUAACUUGGAAACCAACAUUGCUCGGCUGCGAUGUGCAGACGAACCUCGCUCAUAAGUUCAAUUUUUUACGCGACAUGGGGUUCUCUGAGUCCGACGCCGUCAAUGUCGUUAUGCUGCACCCCAUCAUUCUUUCCCUCAACGUCCAGAACACGCUUCUCCCCAGAUUGAAGGUUUGGGAAAGUUUAUUUGGAUCGAGGGAGAUCCUCCUCAGGAAACUCCGGAGCUGUAAUAGGUUUAUGAGCACCAGCAUUGAGAAUGUGGUACGCCCUAACUUGAACUUCUUACGGGAUGAAUGCGGAAUUCCUGAAGACAGGGUUUCCCUUGUCCUUAAAAUGCACCCCGGCUUCAUAGUGCAGAAUCCUGAAUCCCUCCGGGCUUUGGUAGAUAGAGCUGAAGGGAUUGGAGUUUCCCGGAAAUCUAAGAUGUUCCUCAGGAUCCUUGAUGUGCUGCACGGGGUCAGCAAGGAGAAAUUUGAGGCCCAAGUAAAGCUCAUGCACAGCUUUGGUUGGUCGAACUCGGAUUUCAUUGCUGCAUUCAAGAAACGUCCAACCUUUUUAUGGCAUUCCACAGAGCUAUUGCAGAGGAAGAUGGAAUUUUUUAUCAAGGAUGUUGAAAUUAAACCUUCUGAGAUUGCUAACCACCCAAUCAUUUUAGCAUUUAGUUUGGAAAAGAGGUCAAUUCCUCGGUUUCAAUUGAUGAAGAUAUUGAAAUCUGAAGGGUUAUGGACUUCAAAAAUCAAGCUACAAAACUUUUUCUCAUUGCCGAGUUCAAAAUUCUUGCAGAGCUUUGUCCUCCCUUACAAAGAUAAACUCCCCAAACUUCUUGAAGUCUUGCGAGCUGUAGCUGAGUUAAAGGCAUUGCAGAGGAAGAUGGAAUUUUUUUAUCAAGGAUGUUGGGAUUGUGCCUUUAGACAUUGCUCACCACCCGUUGCCUUUAGGAUUAAGUUUGGAAAAGAGGUUGAUUCCUCCGUUUCGUGUGAUGAAGAUAUUGAAAUCAACUACAUAUAUUUUUCUCAUCGUCUGGUCCAAAAUUUUUGCAGAAGUAUGUGUUCCCUUGCAAAGAUAAAUUACCCAAAGGACAUGAAAUCUUGUGAGUUGUAGCUGAGUUUGAGAGGAAUAUCCAACAGUUGAAGGGUUUAUUUGGGUAUGAGUUUCUUUUCUGAAUAAGCAAUGAUAUUGAACCAUUCCUGUUCUAAUUUCAUAUGGUUUGUUUAUUAUUUCCUAGUGCGUCAAUUAUAAAUUUAACUGCUAAUUCAAACAUGAGGGUGCUAGUUUUUUCCAAAUUUCUUUUUUACCUUCUGUUUGACUUGCAAAGCACUUAUUUUAGGAACUGGUCAGAGGAACUCCCUGCAAAAUAGAAGACAUUGUGUGUUUUAAAAUGUACAGUCAAUUCUAUUUCUCCCUUUAAUUAUUGUUGAUGUGCAAUUUUCUUCAUUAUAAAUUAUUUUAAUUCUGAUUUUUUUAAAGUCCACCCAUCUUUUCAUAGCAUA